AUGGGGGACACGAAGGUGGAGACUAUCUCGAGAUUAGCUCAAUGGAGAAUUGAAAACUUUGGACCUUGCUCUUUCAAAAAAUCCGAUCCUUUCAAAGUUGGAAUCUGGAAUUGGCAUCUGUCUAUAGAGAGGAACCGUUACCUAUCCGUUAGACUCUUCCCAGAACUAUCUCGUGUAUCCAAGGAACAACCUCCUUAUGCUAGAUUUGUUCUUCGUGUCUCCAACGUUGGCCCUAAUCGUAGAUUAUACAUCUCUCCCGUGUAUGAGAAAAUACUGCGUACAACUGAUGAUUGUGUGUGGCAUGUGGACUCAACCUUCCACGGUCGUUUCACCAUUGAUGUUGAGUUUCUUGAUCUCAAAAUCUGCUCUUUGAAUGGUGGUGAAGCUUCACCUGUUUGGCCAACCGAUACAACAAUGCAAUCAAUCUCAACUCAAACCACUCUCAAAUGCUUAUCCCGUAUGCUAGAAGAAAACAUCCUCUCCGAUGUAACCAUCCACACAUCCGGCGGGACGCUCUCUGCUCACAAAGCCAUCCUCUCCGCUAGCUCCAACGUCUUCAAAAGCAUGUUCCAUCACGACCUCAAGGAAAAAGAGUCAUCCACCAUCCACAUCGACGACAUGUCUAGAGAGUCUUGCAUGGCUCUGUUGAGUUACCUCUACGGUAACAUAACACAAGAAGACUUCUGGAAACACAGGCUCGCGCUUCUAGGAGCUGCCAACAAGUACGAUAUCACGGAUCUGAAAGCGGCCUGUGAGGAGAGCCUGAUGGAAGAUAUAAACUCGGGGAAUGUGCUGGAGAGGCUGCAAGAGGCUUGGCUUUAUCAGCUGGAGAAAUUGAAGAAAGGGUGUUUGAUGUAUUUGUUUGAUUUUGGUAAGAUUUAUGAUGUCAGAGAGGAGAUCAGCAGUUUCUUCAGGCAGGCUGAUCGUGAGCUGAUGCUUGAGAUGUUUCAGGAAGUGUUGUCUGUGUGGAAACCGGUUUAA
Messenger RNA from Eruca vesicaria subsp. sativa (arugula), 981 nucleotides. The record is from the annotation of a GenBank genome assembly. NCBI's taxonomy places the organism in Eukaryota, Viridiplantae, Streptophyta, Magnoliopsida, Brassicales, Brassicaceae.